This is a messenger RNA of Peromyscus leucopus (white-footed mouse), 1448 nucleotides long. It is a transcript of the gene Nrsn2, whose product is annotated as neurensin 2. The record is from RefSeq and is a predicted model, not a curated record. Gene Ontology annotation, cellular component: neuron projection; transport vesicle; neuronal cell body. Gene Ontology annotation, biological process: nervous system development. The transcript has 3 exons. Lineage: Eukaryota; Metazoa; Chordata; Mammalia; Rodentia; Cricetidae. The coding region runs from base 107 to 715 and encodes 202 amino acids.
CACCCCCGCCCCGGGAUUGCGGCGCAGGCGCGAAGCAAACUUGCUUUGCUCUGCUCCAGCUCUGACAGCUUCUGCUGGCUCCGGAGACCCAGACCCAGAGGGAUCCAUGAUGAGCUGCAGUCGCUCCUGUAUCUGUGGCCACAGCACCAACGUGGAGGAAAGUACGUGGUAUGGGGUCGAUCCCUACCCUAAUCUCUUCUACAGUGAGUGCGUGGGUAGCAAUCUCAGUGAUAACCCAGAAGGACCCCUGGUCCAAUAUACCUACCAACCGUGGCCCUCCCUGUGCUGGAAGGUCACCGUGUCCGUGGCAUCCCUGCUUCUCCUGCUGGGCGUGGCAGCCCUGACCACUGGCUACGCGGUACCCCCCAAGCUGGAGCUUGUCAACGACAGUAAGUUCUCAUCGAUGGAUGAUCCAGUAGCCGACUAUAACCAAGCCCUGAUCACCUGCCGCGUGGCGGGAGCGACGCUGUGUGCGGUAGCGGGGGUCUUGCUGGCUGUCUGUCUCUUCUUGGCCACCUCUGGCUGGCUGACCCAGGACAUCAAGGCGGAGCCCUUGGUCACCGAAGCUGACAGCCCUGUGGAAGUCUUCAGGGAUGAGCCCGAGCAGCUGUCCCCCGGCUUCCAGGAUGCCAGCAGCCAGUCCUGGUUCUUGACUCCCACGAGUCCCUUCGGGCCGCGUUCUGUGCAGACCAGCCAGCCCCAGCGGGAUUCCUAAGUCUGUAGGCUAGAGUUCCACACUCUAGUUAGACACUCCCCCCGGUACUCCCCGCUCUCAUCGCGCUUCUUCCUCUCGGUAGUGCCAAUUUCUCCAGAGCCCUCCUAGCUCCCUAAAGCGCCCCAGUAAGCCUCAUGCUCCGAUCUCACUCCUGCUCAGUACAGGGGCAAACUCAAUCGAGAACUGCCCUUCCAGGCUGGAGAAAUGGCCACGUGAGUGAAGGGCCUUCCUGGCCAGACUGACAACCUGAGUUCCAUCUCUGGAACCUAGAAGGUUUCGGAAGAGACCCAGCUCCCUCCAGUUGUCCUCUGACACCCCCCCCCACACACACACACACACCGACACCACCACACACAACACUCACACGCACAAAGAAAGGUAAUGAAAAAUAAAAAGUCUAGGGAUUAGGAAAAGUGGGAUGUCUUUGUCCCCUCAAAGUCCACUCCCUAGACAGCAAUGCCCUCUGGGCCUGAUUCUGACGUCUGGAGGCCCCAGCCCCUUCUUCCUAUGGGCUGCCCGGCCAGGAGGACUUCCUCUUGUAGGACACUAGAGGGCGCUCCAGGACAGCGGAGGAUCCUGCGUCUGGCCGCCCCCUGCUGGCCUUUAGGGCUUCCUGGGUGGCGGGAAGAGGGUUCCAGCAAAUCCCCACCACCUUUGUGCCCCGCAGGGUGUACUCUCCGUUUCUCGCCUCCUCCAUCUUGCCUCGCCUUUCAAUAAACAGUUGGGAUGAACA